Rhagoletis zephyria (snowberry fruit fly) is the source of this 2819-nucleotide messenger RNA. RefSeq lists its product as uncharacterized. Gene Ontology annotation, cellular component: nucleus. Gene Ontology annotation, molecular function: zinc ion binding. Lineage: Eukaryota; Metazoa; Arthropoda; Insecta; Diptera; Tephritidae. The record is from RefSeq and is a predicted model, not a curated record.
CAAAGUUGUAUGUAAACGGGCCUUUAAGCACCGUCGACGCUGGCAAUGGCUUUGACGGUGUCUGUGACGCAAUGGACGAUGUGUACUUUCGCUUUAAAACUAUCGAUAGUACGAUCGAUAGUGUGAAAUCUCUAAUCCGUAUAAACAAAUCCGCCAUUGUGAAUAACAACGCUAGAGGAUUUUUCGGUACGAUAGUCGCUGUAUAUUGAUAUAGUCGGCGCGGAGCUUUGUGAAAUAUUUUAAUUAAACAUAAUUAUUCAUAAUUAAAUUCCCAAAUAAAAUGACUUGUCGAUUGUGCUUAGAUAAACCGGCAGAGGUUAUGGAAAUUUUCGACGAAAAUGGUGGAUUAGUUGAAGGGGGUGCCAUAGAAAUUAUAGAGAAAUACUUCCAAAUCCAGAUACAGUUCAGGGACGAAAUCUCGAAUAAAAUUUGCUUGGUUUGCUGGCGUUAUCUUAAAGAAUUCCACAAAUUUUGGUUAAACAUUAAAGAGAAGCAACGCAUACUGCAAAUCGCUCUUGAUUGUACUCGGAUUCAAGGAAAGGCGACAGAAGACGAUUCAUAUGCACAAAAAAAUUCAACAAUUGACAGAAAAAAUGAUAUAUUUUCUGAGCCUGAGUUAAACAUAGUAGAUAUUAAGAAUGAACCCAACUUAGCUGAAGAAUUUGAUGAUGAUUGUAUGAAUGAAGAUUCCCCUUUAUUGUCUCCACAAGCUUCCGAUGAAGAGAAAAAAAUGGAUGGGUUGGAAAAUCAACUGAAAGAGUGGAACUGCUUGGAUGUGUUGCCGAUGUUGACAGCAAACAAAGUGACUGUGGAUAGGUUAAAAUACCUUUGUGUGGAGGACAUUAAAGAUAUGAUACCUGCUAUUGGAAUCCGAGCAGAAUUCAGGAGCAAAUUAUUAACUUGGAAAAAAAGAGAAUUCGAAAUUGAUGAUGAAAACAUAUCUAUAGUUACACCAAUCAAAAGUUGGCUAUCGGAAAGCCAAAGACCCGACGAAUCUCUUUCGAAUCCAAGUGUACGAACGAUAUUAGAAGCUCAAGAUAACGGGAGAGCUAUUUUGGAUUUCUUUAAAGCAAAUAGGUUUAUAAUGGAAGUUCAUCGACAGGAGUUAAUCGUACUAUUAUUGGAAAAUUUUUUUGCGUGCAACUUGAAAUUACAAUGUAAAGAUUUCUCCUACAUAGUUCAACAAAUUAUCAAUAUUUUUCCAACUGAAAAAAAAGACUAUUACUUCAUUCCCAGAGGACCGAGAAAAAAUCCUGGAGGAAAAUUGUAUGAUAAGUAUCACAAUUUCAAGACCAAGCGGCGUAAAAUUCAAAAAUGUCUGACUUCUUACGAGGAAAAAUGCGACGUGGAAGAGUUUGAUGAAGUGCAGCUCAUUGAAUUGAAAAAUUCUUUAAAAUCGGAACCAGCACUUAGCAUUAUAGCGGACAACGGUGGGUUUACUAUAUCAGAUGUUUGGAAGCGAACUCUUCCACUACGUCAAAAGGGCCCAAGAUGGACCAACGACAAUAACGAUUUUUUACAUGAGUGGCCAUCUUUCAAACAAGCUUUCGGUUAUAAAUUGAUUGAAUAUGACUUUGACGAAAAAUAUCCCGACAGAGGAAAUAAACUACUGGAGAAAUGGACAACUUUUAAACACCAAAUUCGCAAGUUCUAUGAAGUAAACAUCAAAGAUACGAAGUCGAGAGAAGAGUUUUCUGUGUGUAAAGAGAUCCGAAAUUCAAGCGGCGAGGAUUACAUUCUUGCGAAAUUGCUCAACAGCGUAAUUGUUCCUACAGCGCGGUUUAAAAAACCGAAUGGUGAAGCUAGGGGUAAAUUCACUAUAUCUGACGGACAAGAAAGUUUCGCCUUGUACUUAACUUGUAUAAACAAUUACAAGACAAAAUUGAACGAAAUCAGGAAGAAAUGUAUAGAAACUAACGCCACAACACAGCCAACAGUCAUUGUUGUCGGUCCCACUCAAUACAAUUUAAAAAAAUUUUAUCUUUCCAUCGACGAAGUCUUACAUGAAUUCGAUUCAUUUCCGAAGUGCUUAUCUGCUUGCUUUAAAACUUUUCAUAUUUUAAAUUUACCUUACCCAAGCGCAAGUCAAAAUGCAUGGUUGUUUAUACAGCAACUUUUUUUUGAAAUUGAAACUGAAUUUGACAAUCCAUCUCCGGCACUUUCCACAGUCGUUAAUUUUGUAAGACAUGCGAAAUAGAUUUAUUAUUAAUUUGAUUGGUAACCCGUAGCCAUGUUUAUUUGGUUUAAGUGAAUGAAAGAUUUUAGUGUGACCAGCGAUCUGUUGUCAUUUUAAGAUAAAACAUUUUUUAACAUCACAUGUUAGGCUUAAGUGCGCCCAAGCUAACAUAAAAACUAUGUGGUACUACAUAAAAAGAGUACAUAAACACAAAAAGUAUACAAUAUCCCAGUCAUUUUAUAACAAAUAUGUUUUUAUGCACAAUAAAAUCUUUUUUUGUACUGAUAAUAAUAUUUAUAUAUAUUGUAAUCAGGGUUGGCACCUCACGAAAUCGAUUGCGUUGCCAAAGCCCAGAAAAAUCUUACACCCUUAUUCUGGAACCCGAAUUUUCGUCAUUCUUAUUUUUUAGUACGUUACGUAAAACAAAAAAUCGACAUGUUCCAACCCUUGCGGAAACCUGUGCAACAUUGCCAGCUAUCAGUUGUUUUUCGAAGACAGAUGUAUCAAGGAAAACAAAGUGGAAAGGAAUUAAAAAACAUUGAUCAAGUGCUUAUAUAUGGUAAAAUUGUUUGGUUUUACAUAUUUUGAAGGAAACGAUUCUAUUGCAUUUGCAAUUAUAGCAGCAGAGUAAGAGCGCGCUAUG